AUGACAUAUAUAUGCAAUACAACAGUAAGAGAAUAUAAAGUGACUUGCUUUGCUGGCUCAAGUCAAGUUACUCUGGCCAAUGGAACGUUUAAAACACUCUCAGAUGCCAACAUCGGAGAUCAAGUGCUUGUUAACAAACACAACCUCUACGAACCAAUUCUUGGUUUUAUUCAUGCAAAACAUGAAGAUCUCGAUUUUCUUGCAAUCGAAGUACAAUCACUUGCAUCGAAUUCAUCAACAACGAUUCUUGUAUCUUCCAAUCAUUUAAUCUUCGAUUUUGAUUCUGAUUAUGCUCGUUUUCCUGGUAAAUAUCGUAUUGGUAAUCGAGUACAAUUAAUCGAGAAUAAUCAAAGUGUUCCUGUUCAAAUACUUCGAAUUCAAUUGACAAAAUAA
This is a messenger RNA of Rotaria sp. Silwood2, 393 nucleotides long. The record is from the annotation of a GenBank genome assembly. NCBI's taxonomy places the organism in Eukaryota, Metazoa, Rotifera, Eurotatoria, Philodinida, Philodinidae.